Molecule: messenger RNA, 2437 nt
Organism: Oncorhynchus mykiss (rainbow trout)
Lineage: Eukaryota; Metazoa; Chordata; Actinopteri; Salmoniformes; Salmonidae
Source: RefSeq, a predicted model, not a curated record
AGUGGAUACAUUCCUACACAGUGCAUUAUUUUUUGAGGGCCCUAAUGUAGUUAUCUCUUAUAUUCCCUAUCUAUCUGUGUUUGUGUCAGUGUGUACGUCAACCAGUCCUCCAUCAGGCUUGUGAGUGUCAGAGAGAUGGUGUGGGUGUUUUUUUUUUUUUUUUUUUUUUGCUCUGACAGCAAGUUCAGGCAGGGUGUGUGACGGAGGAGAUAUGAGAAGAGUUCCCAAAGCAACAGGCACUCAGAACACAUAGAGAAGAUCACCCAGGAACACAGAGACACGGCAGCUUUAAAGACAUAAAAACAACAGAGAGAUACAUUGCAUUGCAAAGGAGAAGAGAAGGAGAGAGACAAAAGAAAAGAUGGCGAUCGGAAAGAGUCCCAGAAACGGUUCCGUCAGGUCUCCAAAGUACCUGGACAAGAGUUCUGGGUUCUACGGUCGCCUGGAUGAGCCCGAGAUGGGAAGAGAGGAGGAGGAGCGGGGGAGAGAGGGGGACUGGGGGGGAUCGUGCCCAGCCACAGAGCUCUCUACGGGGGGAGAGACGGACCGGGGAGAGCCUGGGGUGUUUGACUUCAACGAGGGAAUGAUGGAAGAUGACGACACCACUCUCCUCCGAAGGAAACCCAGCCGGCUCAGCUCCCGCUGGAGAAGAAGCUCCAGGAAGGCCAAACCCCAGGCGAUCUCCCCUAGGCAGGGGGACCAGAUCCUGGGUACGGAGAUGGAGGCCCCUGUCCUGGAGGUCACUGCGGUGGAAGUGAGAAGGAGCCGCUGGGGGAGGAGCACCGGGAAGAAACAGGGGGCCGAGCCCCUGACGGUCUCCCCCAGGGAGGAGGGCCCGAUCCUGGGUACGGAGAUGGAGACGCAGACCCCUGUCCUGGAGGUCCUGGAGGUGGAGGUGAGGGUAGAGACUGAAGAAGGACAGAGGGAGAAAGAGAGAACAGAAGAUGAGAGGACGCUGGUCCACUUUGCGAGCAGAGAAGAAGCAGAUGACCAGGUUCUGAUAAAGGACAAUAAGAGAGGGAGGGAAGAAGAGGAGGAGGAGAUGAAGAGACAGGAGGAGAUGAAGGUGAUGAGGAAGAGGAGCACGCUGAAGAACUACCGCAAGACUUUCGACCGAGCGUUCCGUCGAGGGUGGGAGACCUUCGUCACUAACCUGUACAGCGUGACGCUCACACCUGACUCAUCAUCAUCACCACCACCAUCAAGGGAGAUGCACCAUUCCUCAGCAUUAGCAGAAUACAGAUAGGAUUCACAAACCUGUUCAUCUAAUCUGUAAACUGCAAUUGUUCCAAUCAGGUUAUGUAACGCCCAUAUUGUAAUUUGAGAUUGAGGCUGGCUUGGACAGAGCGUUCCGUUUGUGUUCUCAACGCAAAUGACCUGUGUUCACCUCAAUGUAUGGUUCAGUUGAUUAAUCAAUCAGUGAUAUUGAUCUAGUACAUACGGGUUUAUCAAUGAUCAAUAUGAACAGCACCUGAUUAACACCAGGAAGUACACAAAGUUUAACUCAUUCUUAUUCUGAAUUCCAAAAUAGCACACUAUUGUACUAGUGCACUAAAUAGGGAAUGGGUUUAACACUUCCUCACAGGGUGAAGUUCAUACCUCUCUGGAGGACCGUCUGCAGGGUGGUUUCAGUGUUGUGCAACCUGAGGGAGACAUAUGUUUCACUAUCCAUGUACCUAAUGAACGCAGCCCAAGAUGAGACCUGAUAACGUAUGUUUCACUAUCCAUGUGCCUAAUGAACGUAGCCCAAGAUGAGACCUGAUAACGUAUGUUUCACUAUCCAUGUGCCUAAUGAACGUAGCCCAAGAUGAGACCUGAUAACGUAUGUUUCACUAUCCAUGUGCCUAAUGAACGUAGCCCAAGAUGAGACCUGAUAACGUAUUUUUUACUAUCCAUGUGCCUAAUGAACGUAGCCCAAGAUGAGACCUGAUAACGUAUGUUUCACUAUCCUUGUACCUAUUGAAUGUACCCCAAGUGUGUUAUGUUUGUUUCAUAAAAGGAGAACGUUGUCAUACCAUGAAAUUAACUAACUAUGGGGGACAUGAGGGUACGAAAAAACGGUCUCAAACUUUGGUCCUCUGACUUGGUCUAAAAGGAGGUUGCACACAACACACAUUUAAUACAUUAUUUAUUCAUGUUAAUUUAUUUACUAUAUGAUCAGUUUUCACACUUUUCUGUGUAAUCUCUCUCAAUAAUAUCUUACCAAAGAGUUUAUUUAUUUUUAAUUAUUGGCUUAAAUCACAACAUAACAUCUCCCUCUUGCAGCAUUGAAGUCAAACUCAGAAUUAUAUGAGAGCUAAACUGAGCUGGUGGAGAAUUGAUUUCUUCUGUUGCACUUGAAUGACUAAAUUGUUAUAUUUAGUUUAAAAAUAAAUGCUUUGUAUUACUUGUGCCAUCUUUGUAGCCUUUGUCCUUAAAUAAAAUACAAUUUCUCAAA